Molecule: messenger RNA, 552 nt
Organism: Wickerhamiella sorbophila
Lineage: Eukaryota; Fungi; Ascomycota; Dipodascomycetes; Dipodascales; Trichomonascaceae
Product: N-terminal acetyltransferase B complex catalytic subunit naa20
Exons: 1
Coding region: 1-552 (183 amino acids)
Biological process (GO): N-terminal peptidyl-methionine acetylation
Cellular component (GO): NatB complex
Molecular function (GO): protein-N-terminal amino-acid acetyltransferase activity
Source: RefSeq, a predicted model, not a curated record
AUGACGAGUUUACUGCCGUUUAACGCAGGGGAUUUGUUAGAUUGUAAUGCAAUAAACCUCGAUGUUUUAACAGAAAACUACGAUAUUAGCUUCUAUUUGGAGUACAUGUACUACUGGCCCGACCUGCUGUUCAAAUCAGUGUCGCGAACUCGCAACGUAGGCUAUAUGAUUGGCAAGAGCGAGGGCGCCGGCCUGGAAUGGCAUUCUCACAUUACCGCCGUCACGGUUGACAUGGAGUACCGAAGGCUUGGGCUGGGCCGUGUUUUGGUUGACCUGCUCAAGCUUGCGUCCGAAGCACCCGACCAGAACUGUUACUUUAUGGAUCUCUACGUGCGCACAUCUAACCGCAUUGCCGUCGACAUGUACAAGCUAUUCGGGUUUGCACCGUUCCGACGGGUAGUCGGCUACUAUGGACAGGGCAGAGACCAGGACGCUUUCGACAUGCGCAUGCCCCUGAAGCGAGACCCACACCGCAAGAGCCUUAUCAAGGGCCCUCACACGUACGAGUCCAGUCAGAACCGGUACAAGUACGACAAGAAGUCGCUUAGCUGA